Messenger RNA from Vidua chalybeata, 2730 nucleotides. It is a transcript of the gene SERINC5, whose product is annotated as serine incorporator 5. Gene Ontology annotation, cellular component: membrane. The record is from RefSeq and is a predicted model, not a curated record. Lineage: Eukaryota; Metazoa; Chordata; Aves; Passeriformes; Viduidae.
AGAAAAACCACUGACAGAGUCGGAAUUCAACCUGACACCCUUUUGGUCAGGGUGUUGAUAGCAGUCCAAAUUGGAGUGGCUGCAGUACUCCUGGAGUGGCAGAUGUAGUUCUGUCGGUGCAGUGAUCCUGUAGAAGGGUGUAGUCUUCCUCUGAAGAUCCAGUGGAAAACCCCAAGCUGUUCCUCUUGGAAACCUCUGUCCUUGGAACAAACAUGGCUUUUCCACGCAGGAACGGGCGUGUGCGCCGGCCCUGCGAUGCGCCAAAGCAGCUUGCACCGGGGUUGGUGCACUACAGCGUUAAACUUCAAUUUGGUGCCCGGCCUCUUAAGAUCCGCAUGUUUAAAUGCCCUAUUCACUGAAUUUAUUAGAUCCCAGCUAAAACCAGGUGUUUUAGUAAGUAUAUUAGCAGGCAAAUGAUGCCAGCAAUGUCCUUGCGAGCAGGACAGCCUGCCGGCAUGGCCCCACUCGGAUCCACCUCCGCAUGGCAGCUGCCGCCGCUCCUGCUGACUCGGCGAGCGCGGUAGCGAAGCUCACACGCGGCCUGACGACAGCGGAAGCCGGGUGGCUGCCGGGCCGGGCCGGGCCGGCAGCGGAGCAGAGGCGGUGCCGCUCCGCCCGCGGCGCCCCGCGCUGCCCUGCCCAUCCCAGGACAUCCCAGCCCUGCGCGCUCCUGUGUGCGGGAGCAGCAGGGGAGCCGCGUCGGCCAGUUCCACCAGCAUGUCCGCUCGCUGCUGCGCCGGCCAGUUGGCCUGCUGCUGUGGUAUUGCUGCUUGUUCCUUGUGCUGCAAAUGCUGCCCCAAGAUAAAACAGUCAACCAGCACCCGCUUCAUGUACGCGCUUUACUUCAUCCUGGUGACCAUCAUCUGCUGUGUCAUGAUGUCCACGACAGUAGCUAAUGCAAUGAAAACUCAUAUUCCCUUCUACAAGCAGAUGUGCAAGGGUAUUCAGGCAGGUGAGAUGUGUGAGAAGUUGGUGGGAUACUCUGCAGUGUACAAAGUCUGUUUUGGAAUGGCCUGUUUCUUCUUUUUAUUCUUCUUGUUCACCAUCAAAAUUAAUAACAGCAAAAGUUGCCGAGCAUACAUUCAUAAUGGAUUCUGGCUUAUUAAACUUAUAAUUCUGGCAGCAAUGUGCUCAGGAGCCUUCUUCAUUCCUGAUCAGGACACUUUUCUCAAUGCCUGGCGCUAUGUAGGAGCAACAGGAGGGUUCCUUUUCAUUGCUAUUCAGCUCAUCUUGCUGGUUGAGUUCGCACACAAGUGGAAUAAAAAUUGGACUGCAGGUGCAAACCACAAGCAGGUGUGGAAUGGUCUGCUUGCCUUGGUCACUCUCAUCCUGUACUCCAUUGCUGUAGCAGCUCUGGUCCUCAUGGCUCUUUUCUACACACGCCCAGAGGGCUGCAUGUACAACAAAAUCCUGAUCGGAGUGAACGGUGGCCUGUGCCUCUUUGUGUCCCUGGUGGCCAUAUCGCCCUGUGUCCAGAACCGCCAGCCCCAUUCUGGCUUGCUGCAGUCAGGAGUCAUCAGCUGCUAUGUCAUGUACCUCACUUUCUCAGCACUAUCCAGCAAACCACCAGAAACUAUCCUGGAUGAAAACAACCAGAAUAUCACAAUCUGUGUACCUGAAUUCAGUCAAGGCCUGCACAGAGAUGAAAACCUGGUUACUGGCUUGGGUACUACGAUUCUGUUUGGCUGCAUUUUAUAUUCUUGUUUGACCUCAACAACACGUGCAAGCUCAGAGGCACUGAGAGGAAUAUAUGCAACAGCUGAAACUGAAGUAGCUCGUUGCUGCUUUUGCUGUGUACCUGAUGGAGACGCUGAUGCUGAAGAGCAUGUUGAAAAAAGGGGAGGCCAGACUGUGGUUUACGAUGAGAAGAAGGGCACAGUGUACAGUUAUGCCUACUUCCACUUCGUUUUCUUCCUGGCUUCUCUCUAUGUGAUGAUGACAGUAACUCAUUGGUUCCAUUAUGAAAGUGCUCAGAUUGAAAAAUUCUUCACUGGAACCUGGUCUAUCUUCUGGAUUAAGAUGGUCUCCUGUUGGGUUUGUGUCUGUCUGUACUUAAUGACUCUUACUGCCCCACUCUGUUGCCCAGCCAGAGAAUUCUCAGUGUGAACAGUCUAAAGGUCAUUUUAAGUUUUUCUCUUUUUUUUUUUGUUUUUUUUUUUUUUUUUUUGUUUUUUUUUUUUUUUUUUUGUUGUUUUUUUUUGUUGUUGUUUUUUUGUUUUUGUUUUUGUUUUUUUUUGAAUGAGGAAACAUCGAUUACUCACUUAUCAUAAUGUACCAGUUAUUACCUUUUCAGUAAGAUGUAACCAAAUAAUUGAAGAUUUUUUUUACCAUUUUUUAUUGUCAUGAGCAAGCAUUGCCUAAGGGAACAAAUCUGUUUUGAAACUUUACAAUGCUUAUGUGUGGUGUGUAGAAAACACAGUUGUCGCAUAAACUGGAAUAAGUGAAAUAUUCUUCAAAUAACCGACAAUCUUGCUCUGGCAUCACUGACAAGAAAAGAAAAGCUCAUGGUGCAGAUGGUAUCUUCUUACUUCCCAGGAAUGUUUGGUAUCUUCCAGCAAAUACUUUGCUUUUUAUACUUGGUCAUUAACUGUUUCUUUUACAGUUUGCAGUGAUGAUUUGGACUGCUGUUCUGUACAGCAUAUAAUUCUUUAAGUAGUAUCAAGAUAAUUUUUUUCCAAAACCAUAUCUAAAAAAAUCUGUAGAAAUAAGAGAAUAUAUAAAAUUUGACUG